AUGGCACUAAAUCGCCACAUGGGCAGCGUCCAUGACAUUGUCGUACCUCUUAUCCAGCGGGACCUCAUAGGCCCGGCAAAGGGAAAGGGCAUAAUCGUCGACUUCGUUACCGAAGAUGACGACACAGCCGUCUAUGUCGCGGCCCUCGUCCCCUUGCCGACACCAGAGGAUCACGCGAUAAACAGACAUCUCAUUCACCUACACAUGACAACCGGCGAUGUCACGGUUCUCAGCGUAAAGCCGGUGUUGAUCGAGACGGACGAAAUGGAGCAAAUCUUGCUUGACAACAAACUGGGCACACUCAAGACCUACCAGCGCAUCAGCAACGAGUCCAGCGGCACCACUUACAAGGUCACUGUCGAGGAACCCGACAAGCCCCAGCUCAUCGUCCAGCUUCGAUUUCACGGCAGCGUUGUCUCGAUGAACGCGCUACAAGAUUACAUUCGUACCAAGGCGCCACCGGGGCUUCCCGUUCCCAGGACAUUUCCCACCAUUUCGACCAAUCGCAGCAACGGGCUGCAGCUCCAGAUCACCGAGUUCAUACCCAGUACGAUGGCAGAGGGCGUCUUCAAGAACCUAUCCAUUGAGGACAGAGUUCCCAUAGUCCGCCAAAUGGCCUGCGCCUUUGCCGCCCUGUGGGAGUUGCCAGUCUUGAAAGAAAACAAUGACAUCGGAGAGGCCAUUGCUUCGCCACCUGGCCAGCCAAACGGCUUAUUGAACAUCACGGUCGGGCCCGAGGAACGGGUUGGGAUCGGUGGUCCAUUCAAUUCCGUUUCUGGCUUUUUGAAGGCUUGGGUCCUACACCGUCUCGAGAAACUGGAAGAUCAGGACGGAAUCGACGAGUACCAGGCCAUGUUCCUCCCUUCCAUUCGGGCCUUUGUUCAUAACAAACUAGACUCGCGGCUUCCCGAAGGAUUGGAUAAGAUCCCGGUGGUUCUGAUGCACGCCGAUCUUGUCCUACACAACGUGUUGCUAUCCGAGAGCCCCCCGUUUGAGUUGGCCGCCGUCAUCGACUGGGAGUCCACCUUGUGCCUUCCAUUCCUCUGCGCCGUUCCGCCGCUGAUCGAGCGAAUGCUCCAGGAAGGUUUAGAGGGUGAGAAAGAGCCGGUUCUCAUAGCGAGUCAGCCGCUCAGGGAGGCGUUUUGGAACGAGAUACCGGCUUGGAAAGAACUCAUGACCUCCCCAGAGGGACAAGCAUUCCUGGAGUGGUAUGAGUUCGGGUUAUACAUGGUGGCGGAGGCGGUGUACAUGGAGUUGGACGCGUCACCAGAGGAGAGAAUGGCCUCCUGGGAGCGGAAUAUCUCGGUUGUCAAGAGGUUCUUGGGUAUAUGGGGACAGGAAGAACCCAGUCUUUGA
This is a messenger RNA of Chaetomium fimeti, 1356 nucleotides long. RefSeq lists its product as uncharacterized. The transcript has a single exon. The record is from RefSeq and is a predicted model, not a curated record. The coding region runs from base 1 to 1356 and encodes 451 amino acids. Lineage: Eukaryota; Fungi; Ascomycota; Sordariomycetes; Sordariales; Chaetomiaceae.